This is a messenger RNA of Truncatella angustata, 1199 nucleotides long. RefSeq lists its product as uncharacterized. Bases 369 to 1043 code for a protein of 224 amino acids. The transcript is spliced from 2 exons. Lineage: Eukaryota; Fungi; Ascomycota; Sordariomycetes; Amphisphaeriales; Sporocadaceae. The record is from RefSeq and is a predicted model, not a curated record.
GUUUAGGCCAUCACCCCACUGUGGGAUGCUUUCAAGGCAGCACCUCCAGCUCUGAAGUCACUUUACUCCCCCCAGCCACGCGGGUCCAGGCAUGCUAAACGUCACUUGGUAGUUACAUCCAGUGCGCGCAACUCCAGUUGCCAGGCUGCAUGUCAAAGGCUCGCCCAAAUCAAAAGGUGGAGCUCUCUCAUGCUGGAGCUUCGGCUGGUUGGGAGCAGCUCUCCAGCUCGUCUUACACAAAAUCGCAAACAGGACAACUCUUCAACAAGUCACCUUCACGACGACACCCUCCGCACUGAAGAUGUCCCCGAUAUAACCACCACUUCUUAAUAUUCUUCCCAACAACCACACCCCCCACACAUUGCAAAAUGCGCAUCCGAUUACAAUUCGCAGGCACAUUUUUCCUCCUCUGCCUGCUAGCAGGCUACGCCGGCCUCUCAUCUUUGCAGCUCGGCCUCUACAUUGACGACAAGCUCCUGCACGUCCUGACCUUCUUCCUGCUGACCGUCGUCUUCUACUGGAUCGUCGACACGAAUCGCCGCCGCACUCUCAAUCUCACCGCCAUCGUCUGCACCGUCUGUCUUGGUGUCGGCUCCGAGUUUCUUCAGGGCUUCUUACCAAAUGGCCGCGAGUUUGACAGCUAUGACAUCGUAGCCAACAUCGUGGGGAGUCUGGGAGCUCUGGGCCUGUGCAGUUGGUACCACAAGCGCAUGCUAGAGAGGAGGCGGAAGGGCAGAAGGUAUGACGCCGUGCCUGGUGAAGACGAAGACGAUCUCGAGUUGGGCGAAGGCAGCGUGAUACCUGAAGAUGCGGAACGAGAGGAGGGCGUCAUGAGCGCUGCCGGUAAUGAGCGGGCCACGACGCUGGAAGAUGAGGUUGAUAACUGGGACGAGAAUGCUGUCGACGCCUGGGAUGAGGGCGACGAUGAUGGCGAUAUUGGAGGUUCUUCGAGCAAACCGAAGGCCGCCCCUGCUGCUGCUGCUGCUGCUGCUGCUGCUCAAGACAUCGGCGACAUCAACGAGGCCAAAAAGCGCGUCGACUAACUGCAAUCGUGUCUUUGUAAUUGUUAUGAUAACGGAGGACUACGCGGGCCCAAAUGAUACCUUCUGCGGCGUUCGGGCUGGGCUAAGCUUCAUGAUUAAUGGAAUGAUGACUUACUAGCCCCUGUACGAAUUAGAUGAACGCCAUGAUGGCUAUGG